This is a messenger RNA of Colletotrichum abscissum, 1356 nucleotides long. Its product is annotated as major facilitator superfamily transporter. The transcript has 4 exons. Lineage: Eukaryota; Fungi; Ascomycota; Sordariomycetes; Glomerellales; Glomerellaceae. The record is from RefSeq and is a predicted model, not a curated record. Gene Ontology annotation, biological process: transmembrane transport. Gene Ontology annotation, cellular component: membrane. Bases 1 to 1356 code for a protein of 451 amino acids. Gene Ontology annotation, molecular function: transmembrane transporter activity.
AUGUUGAGGACUGCAACUCAAAGUACGCCUUCCGAAAAAGUCUCACAGAUCGUGAUGGCGUAUGAUGAAGAGAAAACUCAAUUUCUGUCGUCGCCGACAAGCGACGACGAGACAGCACGAGUCGACGAGGAAGAGCUAGUUAUGGACCAAGGACUUGUCGCAUGGCUUCAAGUUCUUGGAAGCUGGAUUUUGUUUGCCAAUACCUGGGGUUUGACAAACUCAUUCGGAGUCUUCCAAGCCUACUACUCCAACGUCCUCUUACCAGACGUCAACCCUUCGGCUAUUUCUUGGAUCGGCUCCAUCCAGAUCUUUCUUAUGAUGCUCAUCGGUGUCUGCGCGGGUUGGCUUCUCGACGCGGGGUAUCUUCGCUUCAUCCUCAUUUGCGGCACUACCAUGACGUCUCUCGGGCUAUUUAUGCUGAGCUUGUGCACAAAGUAUUGGCAGAUUCUCCUCGCGCAGGCGCUCUGUGUCGGAAUGGGCAGUGGGUUGCUGGGGUUGACUUGUGUGGCCGUGAUUCCUCUCUACUUCCGCACGAGGAGGAUGAUAGCGACUGGCAUUGCUGCUACGGGAAGCAGUCUAGCGGGAAUUGUGUAUCCCAUCAUGGAGAGACGCCUGAUUGCAUCCAUUGGCUUUCCUUGGGCUGUUCGGGUGUUCGCAUUCAUCGUUACCGGAAGCCUCCUGAUUUGCAUUGCAAUCAUGCAUCUUCGGCCCAAUCUCAAGCGGCGUGGUGCUCUCUUUCGCCUGAAGCACUUUCGCGAUGUUCCCUAUGUCUCAUUUUGCAUCGCCUUCGCCCUGAUGAUUGGCUCGGUUUACAUCCCCUUCUUCUACGUAGAUGCCUAUGCCAUUCGUCUGGGCGUCGAUCAAGACACUUCCUUUUACAUCCUCAGCGCCAUGAACGCUGCAAGUCUCCUCGGCCGUCUAGCCCCCAACUGGCUUGCUGACAAGUACGGCGGUAUGACCGUUAUGCUCCCUUGCUGUCUUUGCUCGGCCACCGUUCUCUUUCUCUUCCGCUUUGCGACCGACCUGCCGGGUUUGGUCGUAAUAUCAAUCGUGUACGGCUUCGUCUCGGGCGGCAUGGUAUCUUUACCUCCGGCUACUAUUGCAAAUUUGACGGAUGAUUUGUCAGAGUAUGGGACGAGAAUGGGCAUGGGAUACACCAUCGCCAGCUUUGGCGCGUUGAUCGGGAACCCUAUUGGAGGUGCCGCGCAGCGUCCGCAAGGGAACACAGCGACAGAUGUGCAGAGGGAGUUUCAGGGUACUUGGAUUUUUGCGGGGGGGUUCAUGCUCGCAGCUUUCAGUUCGAUGGUGAUAUCAAAGUACGUCAGAGUUGGAUCGGUCUUGCGCGGUAAAUGCUAG